UGUAAGGUUUAGUAACAAAUCUGCAGUAGUGGAAAAUCAUGAUGAAUCUGCUUCUUUCUCUGACUCUCAUCUGGGCUCUCUCCAGCACAACUGCAGCUCUUGUGUGUCAGACUUGCACAGAUGAAUCAUGUACAAGCACCGUGCCACUAACAUGUUCCACGGAGACAAUGUGUAUAACUGCCGCCAUUGAAGCCGUUUCAUCUGGAACUCCUGGACAACAAAUCUUCAAGGCGUGUGCGUCGUCCUCCCUUUGUCCAGCCACAGGAUCUCAGAUAUUUUCAGUCAACUUGGGUGUUUCGAGUGCACUUGCAUCUACUACAUGCUGCAACACAGAUAACUGCAACUCAGCCACUCUAUCAUUCCCCACCACUCCAUCAGUCAACAGCCUCCAGUGUUAUUCAUGUGACCCUGUCACAUCACAAUGCACCACUUCAGUACAGUGUACGGGAACACAAGAUCGCUGCUUUCAAUCAAGUGUGACAAAUGGGGCCUCCACUUCUCCUGCCUUUGGUUGUGCCUCUACAAACAUGUGUGCUGCUGCUGGUAGCUUGGGGACACUACCUUUUAUGCAAAAUGUUGGCAGCAUUAGCAGUGGACCAACUUGUUGUGAGACAAAUCUAUGUAACACUGUCACAACAACUGCUAGCCCAACUACAACUGCUGCCCCAACUACAACUGCUGCUCCAACUACAACUGCUGCCCCAACUACAACUGCUGCUCCAACUACAACUGCUGCUCCAACUACAACUGCUGUUCCAGCAACUGCAACUGCUUCCCCAACAGUUGCUAUCCCAACUACAACAGGAACAUCCAACUUAGCGACACAAAACAACCCGACUACAACUACAACUACAACUACCUCCAGUUCUGCUUAUUGUAUCAGACUGGGUACGAUCCAUCUUCUGCUAGGACUUGUUUUAUUUACCCUCUUUUAG
Messenger RNA from Solea solea (common sole), 935 nucleotides. Its product is annotated as integumentary mucin C.1-like. The transcript has 5 exons. The record is from RefSeq and is a predicted model, not a curated record. Bases 39 to 935 code for a protein of 298 amino acids. NCBI's taxonomy places the organism in Eukaryota, Metazoa, Chordata, Actinopteri, Pleuronectiformes, Soleidae.